GGGAGGCAACCUUUUUUCCCUCCCCCCCUCCUUCAACCCAGCAAGCUCCCUUGGGGCGCAUGCGCAGUGACAGCCUCCCAUCUUUCUCUCAGCCAGAACCAGAGCCUCAGCAGCAGCGGCAGCAGCUGAUGAUGAAGAAGAGAGGGAAGGGGGGGAGAUUGGGGAACCUUUUAUUUAUAUUGUUAAAGGGACAGAGCACUAAUUCCACCUUGAAUUGGUUUGCGGGGAGGGCUCGGCCUGAGGAGAUUUGAGUUUCUCCCCCACCCGCAGCCUAGCUAGAGGAUCCCAGAGAGAGACAGUGUGAGAAGGAGAGUUUCUUCCCCCGCUUCGGCCGUCAGAGGAGAGAGAGAGAAGAGAGCUAAAGCCUCUUAGCAACACAGUCCCCCCUCUCCUCCUCUUACUACUAUUGCUGCUGCUGCUGCUUUUUGGCCCUGGCUGGAGACACCUCACCACACACACAGCAGGAGCAGCAGCAGAAGCCAGCUCUCCCCCCCCAUCCCCCUGCUCUCCCCUCCUCCCCCUUUAUUACCCUUUGUGUGUGUCUCUCUCUCCACUGCUCCAGGAAAGGAAAUAAAAGUGGGGGGCAGCUAAGGUUAUCAUGAAUAACGUAUUUUGGAUAUAUUUAAUAAUUGCCGAAGAUGAUCCUCUUUACAGACAAGGCUUUUGAAAUCUGGGAUUUUAUACAGUAAAGGUCCCUGUGACUCUUUUCAGCCCUUCUCAUUCCCCUGGUUGCUGACAUUGAAGUGGUAGUUGCCUGGCUACAAAGUCCUUAUAUCCUGAUCCAUGGUGAUGUCCACCCCAAGGGAUGGUGAUGGCCCAAGCAAGAUGGAAAUCGGUAGGCCCAGAGUUGUGGAAAAGAUAGGAAGGUAUUCAUACUGGAGCUGUAUCAUCAUGAGAGAAUCACAAGAAGCGUCCAGGAGUUCCUUGGACAAUGAAUGGAAGAAGACAAGGAAACAAAAAGAAUGUGGCAUAUAAAAAGGAUUUAAUACCUGGAGUUCUUGGCCGUGACAAAUCUUCAAAAAUGGGACUUAUUCUCUCAAAAUACAAAUUACCUUUGGCAGUCAUCAAGCUUGGAGUCAUGCUAUUGAACUAGACGUAAAUGUUUUUAAUCUCUUCUUGGCCAGUAACAGAGCAUUAAUGGAUUAUGAUUUUCCCAAGUUGGAAACAUUCAUUUUUACCCAUUUAGGAUAUCCUUAUGGCUACAUAAGGAAUAAAACAUUUCAUACUUAAUAUUGAUCAGAAUGGGCAACUGACUUGUCAACAACAAAAAUGGCAGAUUUUAUUGACUGAGCCAGAGAUUCCCAAUGCAUUUUUUACAAACUGGGAAUCGCUGUGCUGUGCAGCCGCCUUCUGAAGGCCAUGAUGACAUAUAGACUAAGGAUAUCAUCUUAUUGUUGAUAUCUCCGAGGAGGCAUAAGCAGUAUCAAAAAAAAUGAAUGGAGGCAAGGAGUGUGACGGUGGGGACAAAGAUGGAGGGCUGCCUGCAGUACAAGUCCCAGUUGGUUGGCAACGGCGGGUAGAUCAAAAUGGAGUUCUGUAUAUUAGUCCUAGUGGGUCUUUAUUGUCCUGUUUGGAACAGGUUAAAACGUAUCUGCUGACUGAUGGAACAUGCAAGUGUGGUUUAGAAUGUCCCCUCAUCCUUCCCAAGGUAUUUAAUUUUGAUCCUGGAGUUGCUGUGACACAAAGAACAGCUGAAGAUGUUAAAGCAGAUGAAGAUGUCACCAAGCUAUGCAUCCAUAAAAGGAAAAUUAUUGCAGUGGCUACACUUCAUAAGAGCAUGGAAGCACCUCAUCCUUCAUUGGUUCUAACUAGCCCUGGUGGUGGAACAAGUGCAACUCCAAUAGUACCUUCACGAGCAGCAACUCCAAGAUCAAUGAGGAAUAAAUCACAUGAAGGAAUUACCAAUUCUGUGAUGCCAGAAUGUAAAACUCCUUUCAAAUUGAUGAUGGGGUCCUCAAAUGCCAUGGGAAGGCUAUAUGUGCAAGAGAUGGCUGCAAACCAACAACAAGAACUUCAUUCUGUCUAUCCCAGGCAGAGAUUGGGCAGUAAUGAACAUGGACAGAAAUCUCCAUAUCGUGGCGGCCAUGGAGGAAUGCCUAGUCCAGCUUCAUCAGGAUCACAAAUAUAUGGAGAUGGUUCCAUCUCUCCAAGGACAGACCCUCUUGGAAGUCCAGAUAUUUUCACGAGGAAUAAUUCCAGUUUUCAUGGAGCACCCAACUCUAGUCCUGUUCACAUGAACAGAACUCCUCUGUCCCCACCUUCAGUAAUGCUACAUGGUUCUCCUGUGCAGUCAUCUUGUGCAAUGGCUGGAAGGACUAAUAUACCUCUUUCCCCAACCCUGACCACAAAAAGUCCAGUAAUGAAAAAACCCAUGUGUAAUUUUUCAGCUAGUAUGGAAAUGCCACGAGCAAUGUUUCACCACAAACCACCUCAAGGCCCUCCUCCACCACCACCACCUUCCUGUGCUCUUCAGAAAAAGCCAUUAACUUCGGAGAAGGAUCCGCUUGGCAUUCUUGACCCUAUUCCUAGCAAACCGGUGAAUCAGAAUCCUGUUAUCAUUAAUCCAAGUACUUAUCACUCAAAUGUUCACUCUCAGGUACCUGUGAUGAAUGUAAGCAUGCCUCCAGCCGUUGUCCCUCUGCCAAGUAAUCUCCCUUUGCCAACUGUAAAGCCUGGUCACACAAACCAUGGGAGUCAUGUGCAAAGAGUUCAGCAUGCUGCUUCAACCUCCCUCUCACCCUCCCCAGUAACAUCACCGGUUCAUAUGAUGGGAUCUGGAAUUGGAAGGAUUGAGGCUUCGCCCCAAAGAUCACGCUCAUCUUCCACAUCAUCUGAUCAUGGAAAUUUCAUGAUGCCUCCAGUAGGACCACAGUCAUCUUGUAGUAAUAUUAAAGUUCCUCCUCGAUCACCAAGGUCAACAAUAGGGUCUCCUAGGCCAUCCAUGCCAUCAAGUCCUUCCACAAAGACUGAUGGACUCCAUCAGUAUAAGGAUAUCCCUAACCCAUUGAUUGCUGGAAUGAGUAAUGUAUUGAAUCCUCCAAACAAUGCAGUUUUUCCAUCUGCAUCUGCUGGAAGUGGGCCCAUGAAAAGUCAGCCUGGCUUGCUGGGAAUGCCUUUAAAUCAGAUCUUGAACCAGCACAAUGCUGCCUCCUUUCCAGCUAGUAGUUUACUCUCAGCAGCAGCCAAAGCACAGCUAGCAAAUCAAAAUAAACUUGCUGGUAACAAUAGCAACAGCAGUAGCAAUUCUGGAACUGUUGCCAGUGGUGGCAACAAUGAUGGACAUAGCACUUUAAACACCAUGUUUCCUCCUACUGCUAACAUGCUUCUACCAUCAAGUGAAGGGCAAAGUGGUCGAGCAGCACUACGAGAUAAGCUUAUGUCUCAACAAAAAGACCCUUUGAGGAAAAGAAAACCACCAAACACUACCGUGUUGAGUUUGCUUAGGCAGUCUCAGUUGGAUAGUUCUGGAGUUCCUAAAUCUGGGCCUGACUUGAUAAGAAAACAGAAUCAAGGUUCAUUUCCCAUUACGUCUAUGUCCCAGUUACUUCAAUCCAUGAGCUGUCAAAGUUCUCAUAUGAGCAGCAAUAGUACUUCUGGUUGUGGGAGCUCAAAUACUGUUUUGCCUUGCUCUGCUAACCAGCUGCAUUUUACAGACACUAAUAUGAACUCUGGCACUAUUCAUAAUUCACUGGCACAAGAUUUACCUUUAAGAGGAGAAAGUAUGCACUGCCAGAAUUCAAACACUAACUUUGGCCAUGGUACUAGUCCUGGCCCAAACAACCAUCUUGCAGGCUUAAUAAAUCAGAUGCAAGCUAGUGGAAAUUGUGGGGUGCUCAGUCAACCUGGAAUGACUUUAGGAAACUCACUGCAUCUGAACCCAACUCAGCCACGAAUCCAAGCACCCUCCAAUCAAGUGAUACCAAACAGCAUUGUGAGCAGUUGCAGUCGAACAAGUCCUGAAGCAGGAAGGACAGGACCACCAUCAUCCACAGCUAUAGCUGGCACCAGUCAACCUGCCAUCACCAAGACCACAUCCGUUCUUCAAGAUGGUGUCAUCGUCACAACUGCAGCUGGAAACCCACUACAUAGCCAGCUCCCCCUUGGGAAUGACUUUCCUUUUGUUGGUCAUGAACAUGCUCUGCAUUUUCCACAGAACAGCACUUCAAACAACAACCUUCCGCACUCUUUGAAUCCAAACCUCUUUAGUUCACUACCUAUCUCUUUGCCAGUGAAUCAGCAGCACCUCCUAAACCAGAAUCUAUUAAAUAUACUGCAGCCUUCAGCAGGAGAAGGCAAGUCUGAGGUCACCCUCAAUCCUUUAGGUAUUCUCAACCCAAAUGUAAAUGCUGCUUUAGCUUUGCUCUCCGGUGAUGUGGAUGGGCAGGUGCUGCAACCUGUUCAUUUCCAGCUGCUAGCAGCUCUUCUACAGAACCAAGCCCAAACAGCUGCCAUGUUCCCCUUAGCACCUUUCAAUCUGUCCAUCUCAGAUCUGUUACAGCAACAGCAACACAAUCCUGUACCCUCAGUAACACAGAUGACAGCCCCACCACCAGAUCACUUGCUUAGCAGUCAGUCAGAUACCAACAGAGCUGAUACCCUGUUAACCAGUUCCCUGGGAAACCCUUUCCCAAGCUUUUCAGGCACAGACACUACUUCAAACCCCCUGCUCCUUCCAGCUGUCACUGGGGCCUCAGGAUUAAUGCCCUUGAAUCCCCAGCUGCUGGGUGGUGUUCUGAACUCUACAUCGGGCAACCCUGCUAAUCAUCCAGAGGUUUCCAUAGCAACCUCCUCCCAGGCUACCACUACCACAGCCACUACAUCAUCAGCAGUGGCAGCACUGUCUGUCUCAACACUUGGUGGGACAGCAGUGGUGUCAAUGGCAGAAACAUUGCUGAGCAUAUCUAAUAAUGCUGGGAGUACAUCUGGUUCAGCUAAACUCAACAGUAACUCUGUGGUGCCACAGCUACUUAACCCUCUACUGGGGACAGGUCUACUUGGUGACAUGUCAUCAAUAAAUACUACCCUUAAUAAUCAUCAACUGACGCAUCUACAGUCACUGUUCAACAACAAUCAAAUGUUUCCAUCAAAUCAGCAACAGCAGCUUCUUCAAGGCUAUCAGAAUCUCCAAGGCUUUCAAGGACAGCCCCCCAUUCCUGGGCCACCUAACAACUCAAACCCUAUGGCUUGUCUGUUCCAGAAUUUCCAGGUGAGAAUGCAAGAGGAGGCAGCUUUUCUGAACAAAAGAAUGAUCAGUCAAAUGGGGAUGCCACCAGUUCCCGAGAGUUCCAACACCCCACUUCCUCCAUUUCAAGAUACGGUGUGCAACUUGCAGCAAAGGACAGAGCCGUCUGUAGGGCACCAGGCAAAGGACAGCCUCACCCUAGCUACCCCAGGAGAUGGUUCAGUCGAUGCUAUCUACAAAGCAGUGGUAGAUGCUGCAAGCAAGGGGAUGCAAGUAGUUAUCACCACCGCAGUGAACAGCACGACACAAAUGAGCCCCAUUCCAGCCCUGAGUGCCAUGAGUGCCUUCACAGCCUCAAUUGGUGACCCAUUAAAUCUUUCUAGUGCGGUCAGUGCAGUAAUCCACGGAAGAAACGUUGGCAUUUCUGAUCAUGAAGGUAGGGCAAGGAACACGAGGGGGGCACGAAUAUUGAAGAAUUCAGAACACCUUAAAAAUUCCAGUGAGGGGGAGGGCUUAGAAUACUAUAAAACAACAGGUUGCAACACACCCAAAAAACAAUGGGAAGGGGAACAAAGCCCUGGAGGGGAAAUGAACAGAUGGAAGUGUGAGGAAUUUCUAGACCAUUCAUCCCAUAUCCACAGCAGUCCUUGCCAUGAAAGACCUAAUAAUCUCUCCACACUGCCAUUAGUUCAAGGCAAGCAGCAUCCAAUACUGUUACCCCAGCGAAAUUGUCAAAGUGAUAAGAUGUUGGAGGAGAACUUCAGGUAUAGCAAUUACAAAAGAACUAUGAUGAGUUUUAAAGAAAGACUAGAGAACACUGUGGAACGAUGUGCACACAUGAAUGGAAACAGGCCUCAACAAAGCAGAGGUUUUGGAGAGUUGCUGAAUGCUUCUAAACAAGACCUGGCAGUGGAGGAGCAGUCUCCAAGUUCCUCCAAUAGCUUUGAAAGUUCUCUAGUUAAAGACUACAUCCAUUAUAAUGGGGACUUUAAUGCCAAAAGCGUUAAUGGGUGUGUGCCUAGUCCUUCAGAUGCUAAAAGCAUUAGUAGUGAAGAUGACCUAAGGAAUCCUGAAUCCCCUUCUUCAAAUGAGUUGCUACAUUACAGGCCAAGGACGUUUAACGUUGGGGACUUGGUCUGGGGCCAAAUAAAAGGACUGACUUCAUGGCCUGGUAAACUAGUAAGAGAAGAUGAUAUUCACAACUCAUGUCAACAAAGCACUGAGGAUGGGAAGGUGGAGCCUGAUAAGUUGAAGACACUAACAGAAGGUCUGGAAGCCUACAACCAUGUCAGAAAGAGGAAUAGAAAAAGUGGGAAGCUAAAUAAUCAUUUAGAAGCUGCUAUACAUGAGGCCAUGAGUGAACUUGACAAAAUGUCUGGGAAUGUGCACCAAAUUCCACAGGGAGACAGACAGCUGAAGCCUCCGAAACCCAAGAGGAGGAAGAUCUCUAGAUAACAUUGAAUGUCUUUGUUACUGGUCCAGUACUUAUUUAAAAAAAACAACAUGCACAUAUAUAUAUAAUAUCAGGAUGGAUAGAGUUCAUCACCACAGGGUGCUAAACAAAACAGUGGUACAGUAUUCUUAUUGGUAAAGAAGGAGAAGUUAAUCCAGAUCUUCAAAAGAUUACAGUGUGUGUAUAGAACCCUUUUUUCUAUAAUACUAAAAUUGUGAUUAUAAGAAAUAGUCCAAAUGUUUCUGCAAAAUUUUCAUUGUGUAUAUAGAUAAAACAGAAUUUCAUGACGAUAUCUCAAAUGUAAAUAAUGUACAAUAUUGUCAUGUACAAGCGUACCUAAUGCACACUUUAUCUUUUAUUGUACAAAAAAAUAGUGUACAAAAUUCUUUGGUUUCUAUUGAGUACACAUACAAGAGACUACCAGUGUAAAGUGAUAAAUAAAAAUACAGCCUAAAUGCUUUUAUAUAAUAAUGUAAAAGAUGCUGUUUUUGUAUUUAACAGCAGUUGAAAAGGCAUGAUUAUGUAAUACCUUAAUUAUGACAUAACACUUCUCGCCACUGAGUGUUCAUUUAUAGUGUCUGUUUGGAAUGAACCUUGCCUGGAAGUGUGCUGUACUCCAUUUAAGGUCUCUGUAGGAGAGUGCAACCUUGCAGAUUCCUAAAGGGAUGUGGGAUUGCAGGUCAAAUUAAGAAGUCAAACACUGCAACUGCUGGUUGCAUUUUUAUUAUUAUUUGCCUGAGUUUUAAAGUAGAAUGCUGUAGAUUUUUUAUUAAGAAUAUUUAGAUAGAAUAUUUUUAGUCUGCUAUUGCUUUAACAGAGUUUCAUAGCCACCUGUUUUUAAAAUCAAGUUCAUCUUAUACCACCAUUUCUUUUGAACCCCUUCAUAGCCUAAAUUGGCUAGCCCAGUAUUUUGAAACGGGGGACAUGAUUGAUUUUAAUGUAUGGGAGCAAUAGCCCAGUUUUAAGAACCAUGUUCAUUGCUAAUAUUGUUAAUUGUCAGACCUUACAGUUCAGAAAAAAGUGUUCCUAAAAUUAAAGAAGAACUUUCAGUG
This is a messenger RNA of Podarcis raffonei (Aeolian wall lizard), 7687 nucleotides long. RefSeq names its product methyl-CpG binding domain protein 5 (gene MBD5). NCBI's taxonomy places the organism in Eukaryota, Metazoa, Chordata, Lepidosauria, Squamata, Lacertidae. The record is from RefSeq and is a predicted model, not a curated record. Gene Ontology annotation, molecular function: chromatin binding; DNA binding. The coding region runs from base 1433 to 6637 and encodes 1734 amino acids. The transcript has 13 exons. Gene Ontology annotation, cellular component: chromocenter; nucleus.